UUGACAAAUCGGGAAAGUGGCAAAUACAGACAAACUAUUGAGUACUUUCAGCGUGAGGAAUCGUUUCAUCAGCACACUGUGAACAAUCUUCAGCAUCGUCUUGAUCUUAAUGAGGUAGAAAUCAGCCGACUAAGACAGGCGUUCCAAGGUUUCCAGACUGGUGACAGCUUCUCGGCGGAUGAAAGCAUCUACAAUGAGAGGCAUAACCCAAGCCUACCAGUAUUGGGAUUGGACUUAUCGUUUGCAGAUGCCUCUUGUCAACGACUACCACCAUUAAAUGAAACGUUCACUCUCUCCCAGGCCCACUUUCCUCCAUUCGCUGUAACACAAGCGAAUAAUGUUUCUCCGCCGGAUGAUAAAUCCCAGAUUCGGCGCCCUAACUGUCAGAGCGAUUUUCGAGAACUGAACGGGGUACAAAAUCUGGCAUAUGAAGGCGAAUUGGGAACAGAGGCUGAAGAGCGCGAACUGCAUCGGCGCCUGGAGCAGUGUGGCAAUUGGGUACAAAAGUGCACUCCAAAUGAGAAAGAGAAACGUAAAGAACGUGUCAUUGGUAACGUUAUCGGCUGCUAA
Dibothriocephalus latus is the source of this 570-nucleotide messenger RNA. The record is from the annotation of a GenBank genome assembly. Lineage: Eukaryota; Metazoa; Platyhelminthes; Cestoda; Diphyllobothriidea; Diphyllobothriidae.